Molecule: messenger RNA, 2064 nt
Organism: Laetiporus sulphureus 93-53
Lineage: Eukaryota; Fungi; Basidiomycota; Agaricomycetes; Polyporales; Laetiporaceae
Exons: 8
Coding region: 1-2064 (687 amino acids)
Source: RefSeq, a predicted model, not a curated record
AUGUCUCCAAUUGUUUCUGUCGUUGAACAGGCUAUGCUUAGCUUCUGUUACGAGAUUUGGUAUAAUAAUAUCAAAUGUAACAUUGACGAAAGCCGCGUUAGCGUAGUGGUAGCGCGUCGCACUUGUAGCCUUACUUAUGUGAGAAGCUUUGACAUGCGAAGGUCACUCGUUCAACCCGGCGCCGACAUUCUCACUCAUUCUCGUAGCAAGGCUGCCAGCAAGAGCUACUUCAAAUCAUGGUAUUUCAAGGGUUAUCACAGCCACGAAACGAGCCUAUCGACGUCUUCUUUCUAUAGCCCGCAGGACCUCGCAAGCCUUUCUCAUAUACACAUCUUCUUUUACUCCGUCAGUGCGAAAUAUAGUCCUCCCGACAAUCAGCUCACAUCGCGCCAUCUUGUACCUGAUGAUGGGGAUUUCGGAGACAGGAACAGAUCACGCAGUGCGCUUGCUUUCAUUUCCAUGCUGCCAACCGAGCUGCUGGCUCAGAUCUUCUCGGAGUAUGUCUCACAAUUCCAUCCUGAAGACUAUGUAUACUACCCUGGAGGAUUUCGCCUCGAGCCCACGCUGCAAGGCCCUGGAUACUACGCCUGGAUUGUCAUAAUGCAUGUCUGUUCUCAGUGGCGUACCGUGGCGAUUGAGGAGCCGACAUUGUGGGGCCGCAUUCGCAACGGAUCGAAGCCACGUCGGAAUGCAUCGGAACGAUGCUCAAAUGAUCAAAAUGGGCAAUGCUCGAUCGACAUGUGUUUUGAGCAGCUGCAUAUUACCUCGGUGCUUGCAGAGCUGCGACGGAUCAAGAGACUGCGCAUUCACGGAGAUGCAGGGCACUUGAUGAACGUGGUGUGCGCAGCAUCUUCGCAACUCAUUUUGCGUGAAGCCCCGAACUUGCGAACUCUUCAAAUCGACAGUCCCUUUCGGGAACGUCAUAUAGAACGAUCCAACUUGCUCCGUGAUCCACUUCAUCUCGCCGGAGAAUGGGUACGCAACCUACAGAGCAUCGAGGUAUCAUCGGCCGAGAGCUUUCCUUGGGGUCUUCCAGUACCAUUCUCUGGACUAAGGCACCUGAAGUUGGGUCCAGAUGCUUGGUGUCAAUCCACUCGAGAAGACGUGCUGCGUGCGUUAGAGCAGUUUCCGUUACUGGAGACGCUCAGCCUGAGGCUAGUACACGGCCGAUGGGAUGAGAUGUCAUCGACAGUAUCUGCAUCUCAACAAUCACCCAAUGUGCCCCUGCGCAAGCUUCGAUCAAUCCUGCUCAUCGGUACUGACGAAUGCUGCAUUGACAUCCUGGACCAUCUUUUGAUUCCUCCGCCAGGCCAUCAUCUCAGUCAAGUUCUCCAGCAAUCCAGAAACAACCUUAGACCGCUGGAUAAGGAGUAUCUCUACGAAGCUCGAAGGCAUCAUGCUACCGAUAUCGAUGGUCGUUUCUGGAGAAACACGGAAGUCAGUUCGCAUCUUAGUCCCGAUAAAGUGCACUACAACCUCGACAUGACGUCUAAAGGAUUUAAUAUGCAUAUGUGGAAGACAUUCUGGUCCUCUCCGUUGGUCUUACAAGUCAAGAUACUCGAUCUAUCAAACCUUCAUCGCUCUCUGUUCUACUUUGGCAGCUUCCAUUAUAUGGGGGACGUCGAGACCCUCCGGUUGCACUGCUUUGAUAAUAAACUCGUGCAAGCAUUAUUAGGCCAAACAGAAGGCACCACCCCUGAAGGAUUUAUCUUUCCUCGGCUUCGUAUCCUCAUGAUGGACAGGGUGCGCUUUGGAGACCAGACAGUCUACGAGUCACAGACGUCGAGCGAGGCUCUGCGCGCCGUAGCAGACUGCUUGAUCCAGCGUCACCAAAACAACAUAGCGAUCACUCACCUUAUUCUUACAAACUGCGUCAACUUGGACGAACAUGCGGUGGCGAUAUUCAGGGAGCUCGUACCGAGGGUAUCUUGGGAUGGCAAUGUCAACUUGGAUGAUGAAGAAUUCGACGAAUUGCCAAGAACGCCAAGUGAUCGACGGAACAGGCGAUCUCAUGGGAACGACCAUGACGAGAUCCGAGUGUGGGGAAUCCGAGUACUUGUGUAG